CCAGAGGCCUGGCGGCGGCGGGGGCGCGAUGGUGCCGUUUUUUCUUAUUGCCGUUGGCCUAGCUGUGACGUCGUCGAGGCAAAUCGUUUUCAUUGACGAUGACAAGGGCACGCCAUGCGUGGAUUCGACGGGUAAUCCAGGAGUGUGCAGCCUUUUGAACCAGUGCGCCUCACUCCGGAACAGGAGCAUCGCUCUUCAGCAGCGGUCCGUGUGCGGGACGGGGGGAUCAACGACACGGGUGUGCUGCACGGGACAAACCGCCAGUGCAGGAGCGAAGUGUCGACGCUUCGUCUCGCCGCGCGACUGUGGUACUGUCGACCUUCUCCCGCCCUCGCAUCAACGCCAACGGCCUGCCGGUGAGCAGCGUGACCGACUUCCCCUGGAUGGCGCUGCUGCAAUACUCGUCUGAGCCGAUCAGCCGGUGCGGAGGCGCCAUCAUCAACGACCGCUGGAUACUCACAGCCGCGCAAUGCAUCAACAGCGCCGGCCCAGUGAAGGUACUUCUGGGCGACUUGCACCCCGCCACUAGCACAGAUGACCAUUUUCAGCACCCACCCAGAGUGUACAAUGUGGAGAAAACUGUAAAACAUCCGGAAUUCAGGCGGGUCGUCAGAGGAAAUGGAAAAGGCAUUUUCAAUGACAUUGCCCUCAUCAAGCUCACGGAGCGCAUCUCAAUAUCACCCGUGAUGAAGCCGCUGUGCAUCUCCGAUUCCUCCCGCCCCGCCUCCGACCUGGACAACCAGGAGGUCUUCGUCGCCGGCUGGGACGCGACUGAGUUCGCUGGGCCCACCCGGUCCGGGAUGCAGUGGGCCUACAUCAACGUCACGCGCCACGCUCAGUGCCAGGAGGCAUACUACCGCGUGGGCACGGCCGUGGACACCACGCAUGUCUGCGCUAACGGCGAGGAUGUGCGCGGCGGGGUCGACCUCUGCACGGCCGACAGAGGGGGUCCUCUGAUGCGGAGAGGGCAGCGCAACUCCCGGCCGACAUGGUUUGCCGCGGGCGUUGUCUCUUUCGGCAGAGCCUGUGGCGAUGUCAACUUCCCCGGCGUCUACACUCGCGUGGACAGCUUUCUCGACUGGAUCGGCUGCACGGUGGCGAGGAACUGACCCACCGGCCAGACGGCGGCAAGCUGGGUCUAUGGCAGCAGCGGGGGUGUGACAUAGCGUCCCCGCGCUGCGGUAAAGCGUCCCCGUGCUUUGCAAGCGCGACCAUGUGUAGCUGAAGCGCCCUUGUGUUCCUGAAAAGCCCCUGUGUCUCGGAACAGUCACUGUCUCGCUGAAGCGCCCCCGUGUUGCUGAAGCGUCUCCGUGUCUCGGAGCAGUCCCUGUCUCGCUGAAGCGCCCCGGUGUUGCUGAAGCGUCUCCGUGUCUCGGAACAGUCGCUGUCUCGCUGAAGCGCCCCCGUGUUGCUGAAGCGCCUCCGUGUCUCGGAACAGUCCCUGUUUCGCUGAAGCGCCCCCGAGUUGCUGGAGUGUCUCUGUGUCUCGGAACAGUCCCUGUCUUGCUGAAGCGUGUUGUCCCCGUGUUGCUGAAGCGUCUCCGUGUCUCGGAACAGUCCCUGUCUCGCUGAAGCGCCCCGUGUUGCUGAAGCGUCUCCGUGUCUCGGAACAGUCCCUGUCUCGCUGAAGCGCCCCUGCGUUGCUGAAGCAUCUCUGUAUUGUUGAAGCGUCCGUGUGUUGCGGAAACGUCUUUGUGCUGCUGAAGCGUCUUUGUUUUGCUGAAGCGUCUCUGUGUUGCGAAGAGUCCCCGUAUUGCUGAAGCAUCCCCCACGCUUGACCAACGGACGCUGGGAGCUCUUUAAUCCAGCAGAGUGGUCGGCCGGACGAUUUUGGAGUGUGCAGUUUGAGCAUAAUGUGGGGUGACCAACACAGGAGCCGAAGCUUGACGCGCUUUGAGAACGUCGCGUAAUGCUCUAGAAGCCUUGAGCUGUCGCCAUCUGACACUGAGCUUUUGCGUUUGGUGCGUAUGGUAGAAUGACGAGUCGGUAAUAUUGGUGCUCAGAUAAAGAGAGACAGGGUGACAGAGAGGGGAAGAGAAACCGAGUUCAUGGCCGUUGACUCAUAUGUCAGCCGUCAGGACCAGCCCCGAUGGCUCUUGGGAUGACUCUUGUGCUUGUGCUUGUGAUGUGCUAUAACCUUGCGAUGUUUUGUCCCAACCAAAAUUUGAUGAUAAGGUAAAUGAAAU
Molecule: messenger RNA, 2186 nt
Organism: Pollicipes pollicipes
Lineage: Eukaryota; Metazoa; Arthropoda; Thecostraca; Pollicipedomorpha; Pollicipedidae
Product: CLIP domain-containing serine protease 14D
Exons: 7
Coding region: 384-1109 (241 amino acids)
Biological process (GO): proteolysis
Molecular function (GO): serine-type endopeptidase activity
Source: RefSeq, a predicted model, not a curated record